AUGCCUCGCCGCAAGUUCAUCGACAAGAAGACUGCGAUCAACUACCGCCUCGUCCACCGCGCCCAGAAUGACCCGCGAAUCCACGAUGAAGACGCUCCCCAGAUGGUCUUCGCCGAGACCAGCGCAGCCAACCUGCGCGAAGGCGACGAGCCUGCGGGCAGCUCACGCGCGUCGCAGUAUUCUUCGGCAACCGGACGGAGCAAAGUCAAGUCAAGAGGCGAUCUAGAGAGCGAGUACGGGGACAGGGUGCGAGACAACGAGGGUGAAGCCGCCAACUACGGCAUCUUCUACGACGACAGCAAGUACGACUACAUGCAGCACAUGCGCGACCUGAACGCUGGAGGAGGAGAUGCCUACUUUGUCGAAGCAAAGGAAGAGAAGAAGAAGGGCAAGGAGAAGUUCGACCUAGCGGAUGCCCUGAAGAACGCCUCACUGGACGACCGGCAAAGCGACGCCGGCUACAGCAUGAACAGCAGCGUCAGCAGCGUCAGCGAUGUAUUCGGCGAGGACAUGGCGCCCUCUGAGUUCGUCCGCAAAACCACAUACCAAGACCAGCAGAACAUCCCCGAUGCGCUCGCCGGCUUCCAGCCAGACAUGGACCCACGCCUUCGGGAAGUGCUUGAAGCUCUCGACGAUGACGCCUAUGUAGACGACGACGAAGACAUCUUCGACUCGUUACAGGAAGACGGAUUCGAGCUCAACCAGCGCGAGUUCCAAGCCGCUGGCGCCUUUGACGCAGAACGGGACACACUGGACCGCUUCCUCGACGAAGACGACGAAGGCUGGGAGUCGGACGACACCGUCAAGGCCUCUUCCCCGUCCCAACAACCCAAGCCCGCCGAACCACUCCAGCCAGGCGAGCUCCCUGCGCCAGAUGAAGCGCCGCCGCUCGCAGACGCAGGCGACAUGGCGUACAUGGCGGAGUUCAGCAAGUUCAAAAACGACGUCAAGGCCAGCAAAGCACCCAAGCCCGUGGCACCCUCGGACAUGCAGUCCUCCAUCAUGACAGGCGCAUCAGCACUGACAGCCGGCGGGCGACGCAAGAAGCGCAAGGGCGCCUUGACCAGCACGUCGGGCUACUCCAUGUCCUCGUCGGCACUCCACCGCACAGACGCCCUCUCGCUGCUAGACGAGCGGUUCGAGAAGAUGGAAGAAGAGUAUGCAGACGACGGCUUCGACUUCCCCGACGACGCGUCCAUGGUGUCCGGCAUGUCCAAGAUGUCCGGCCUCUCCAAGAUGUCCGGCAUGACGGGCGUCAGCCAGUGGUCUGGCAGCGAGGCUCCGCCCCUGCGCUCCGACUUUGACAGCAUCAUGGACGACUUCCUCGGCAACCACAUGACGGUCGGCAAGUCCGGGCGCCAUGUCAGGAAGGGCAAGGUCGCUACGGGCAUGGAGCAGCUGGAUGAGGUGAGGCAGGGGCUGGGCAAGGCGCGGAUGAGCGAUAGGACGCAGCAGCGGUAUGGCGCGCAGAAGGCGCAGUUUCUUUGA
Molecule: messenger RNA, 1488 nt
Organism: Ascochyta rabiei
Lineage: Eukaryota; Fungi; Ascomycota; Dothideomycetes; Pleosporales; Didymellaceae
Product: Protein ltv1
Exons: 2
Coding region: 1-1488 (495 amino acids)
Biological process (GO): ribosomal small subunit biogenesis; ribosomal small subunit export from nucleus
Cellular component (GO): cytosol; preribosome, small subunit precursor; nucleus
Source: RefSeq, a predicted model, not a curated record